This is a messenger RNA of Papaver somniferum (opium poppy), 2397 nucleotides long. Its product is annotated as CDT1-like protein b. Gene Ontology annotation, molecular function: DNA binding; DNA polymerase binding. The coding region runs from base 178 to 2139 and encodes 653 amino acids. The record is from RefSeq and is a predicted model, not a curated record. Gene Ontology annotation, biological process: mitotic cell cycle; DNA replication checkpoint signaling; regulation of DNA-templated DNA replication initiation. The transcript is spliced from 8 exons. Gene Ontology annotation, cellular component: nucleus. NCBI's taxonomy places the organism in Eukaryota, Viridiplantae, Streptophyta, Magnoliopsida, Ranunculales, Papaveraceae.
AUCCAAACAUGCAUCCAAACAUGCCAAUGGAGAUAGCCUUGCUCUCUCUCCCCUUUGGAAGUGAAAAAUGAAACCUAAAUCAGUAAAUCCGGGUUCUUCGACCCAACUCCCAAGACUUAUCACGCGUAAUGUAAACAUCAGAUUUCCAGAACCACAAUCAUCAUCUUUACAGUAGCAAUGAAGAGAUCCGCAGCAUUAGCGUCGCUUCUUGAAAGCUACAAACAAAAGAAGAAGAUACGAUUAGCAACAAAUGUGAAAGUCGCUGAAAGAUCGAAGAAACAGAGCAAUCUAGUCUCAAAACCAAAACAAAAGCAGUUGAUUUCACUUCCAGAGAAGUAUGAAUCCUUAAUUGAUUUCUUUGAAAGUAUGGAAACUUCAAUCAGAUUAUUCAGAAUGAGACAAAGAAUAACAAAUUUUACUGACAUAAAAUCCAGUGUUGAAUGUUUGAAUAAAAGGAGGUUUAGUUAUGCAAAUUUGGCUCAAUUGAAGUACAUAUUACCGGAGAAGAUUGUGUUAAAGAAGGUUAUAAUACAAAAAGAUGAGCGCACAGAGUUUAAAGAGUAUGACCUUAAUAUUAAUCUGCAGAAUCUUGAGCCUGGGAAGGGUUUUUCAAGUUUGAAAGAGGAGUUUCGAUCCGGGCUAAUGGAUUUCUUGAAAUCCCAUCCCGAGGGUGAAGAUGUUCCAGAGGGUUUACUGCCAGAACCGUUUAACGGAACUAAGCAAGUUAGCAUGAAUGAAGCUACCGAUCUCCCUCGUCAAAAUCCAGUUUUGGCCUCUCGCAUAUCUGCUCCCCCUCAGCACACUCUAGUUGCAGUCUCUCACAUACCUUCUUCUUUCCAGAGGCGAUUUUCUUCCAAGGAUUCAAUCUGUGGAGCAGAAAAAAUGAACCUACGAGGAACCGUUCCUCUAGGACCUGUCACAUCUGAUUUUUCAAUACCUAAGAGCGUCUGUAUACAUCAACAUGAUGAUUCAGCAACAAACAUGUUUCUUACACGUCCACUCGCGAACAAUUCGUUAUUGUUCAGUACUCCUGUGAAGAAUGGGAGCCGUCUUGCAGUUUGUGCUGAUGUCAUCGAGGGGAUGAAACCCAAGGAGAAUGAAGAUUGCUUUUCAAAACAUGUUGAUGUCGCCGAGGAUGUUCCUGUUAAAGUUACUCCAGCAAGGUUGAUGCCUGUUACGCCUGAUUUGUCAAUGCGUAAGAGAGUCCCUAUACAUCAAAAGGAUGAUUCAGAUUCAGUUGAUUCGCCGAGCAAGUUACUCAGGCGUCCACCCACAAACAGGUCAUUAUUUUUUAGUACUCCUAUGAAACCCGAGGAAAAUAAAAACUCCUUCUCAAAACAUGUUGCUGUCGUCGAGGGGACUCCUGCUAAAGUUAUUUCUACUCCAUCGAGGUUGAUGCCUGGCACGCCUGAUUUGUCAAUGCGUAAGACAGACACUACACAUCAAUAUGAUGAUUCAGUUGAUUCAGCGAGGCUUAGGCGUCCACCCACGAACAGGUCGUUGUUUUUUGGUACUCUAAUGAAACCCGAGGAAAAUGAUAAUUCCUUAUCAAAACAUAUUGAUGCCAUCGAGGGGACUACUGCUAAAGUUAUUUCUACUCCAUCGAGGUUGAUGCCCGGCGCGCCUGAUUUAUCAAAGUAUAAGGCAUCCACUUUACAUAAAGAUGAUGGUUCAAUAGACAAGUUACACAGGUGUCCGAGAAGGUCGUUAUUGUUUAGUUCAACUGUGAUGAAUACAAAAGCUAAGGAAAAAUCAAAUGAGGGGAGAUCUUCAUUUUAUCUGAAUAAUCUACUUGGAGCAGAGCUUGUGCAAUCGAUAAGAGAGAAUGAGACAAUUUCCCGUGCAAAGUUCAGGAAAAGGAUGAUUGCAUGCCUUCCAAAAGUGUUCGACAUGAUCCAUUUCAUGUUUCAGUCAAUUAAGCAUAGUGUUACUACAACAGAGGAGGUUAUACGAAAGAUCACUGCAAAUCCUUUUUAUAUAACUGAUAGAAAAGAAAUUGAAGCACAGCUGACACUUUUGAAAGAACUGCUUCCAAAUUGGAUUUCUGAGGUGGUGGUAUCUAGCGGUGAUACUCUCUUACGCAUCAAUAAGAUGAGAAGUACUGACGAAUUGCGAAGAAGACUUGCCCAAGCUGUCUAAGACUGUUAAGAUUUUUUUGGAAACUCUUCUAAUAGCUGUUUCAGUCGUUUAUGGAUAAAUUUUACUGGCAGUAGCUCACACCUUUCUUCUUCCUGUGACGGAUAGCAAUUCAUUUUAAUUUAUUUUCUAUGUUGCUUCCGUUGUUAACAUAGUUCACAUGGAAAGCAGCAACCUUUUAAGAACAUGCUUUCAAGUCUGUACAUGUUACUAACCCUGACACAGCUUAACCUAAUCUAAUACAAAGUUGAUUUUCCUUUA